UUUAUGUCGCAGAUAUAAGCUUCCUAGCACCUUGAAAGCUUGUGGUUUUGUUUUAAGGAGAAAUAGAGCUAUUUGAGGUSGAGGUGAAGGAGUUUUUUGCUGCUUAUCGCGACGAAAGGUUAAUGACGAAUCCCAGAAUGCGUAGCGGUCACGUCUGYAGCAGGUGCAGAGUCCGGUGAGCUUAUUUUACCAUAACAAUGUGAAUCCUAUACAUCAGUGUUGUAUUGAAGCGUGUAUGCAUAUGAAGAAGGCUGUGACGCUCAUAAAAGGCAUCUUGAAACUCCCAAAAUUAAGAAGAAAGGACGUUUCGAAAGAUGAAAGCAACGAAUAUGGAAAUUUCACCAGACCUUUUAUAUCUAACUGCAAGGCUUUCAGGCCAUGCAAGMGGUGUAUACUUGUAUACGAAAACACGAUAUGGGCCUCUCUUGAAAGGAAAUUAUUACUACAACACCACUGUGAGCUAGUAAAUAGUGAUUACGCACAAGAAUUACAGUUUGAUUCAACACAUUUCGAAUCUGACRCUGAAGUCUCCGAGAUAGAAAAUAGAAUACGAGGAUUUUUUARCUUCUACGGGCUUUGGAAUACGAAUCACGGAGAGUUGCCGCUAUUCUGCAAUAAAAGUUGUAUGAGCCCAGAGUGUCUUACGGGUCACACAUUCUUCUGGGCUGCUGAUGACAAGACAAGAGAAGAAAUUCAAUUUGGKCCUCAUUUUCCAACUUUUGUAUUUAUUACCAAGUCAACAGAAAAGUGGCCGAUGCCUUUUUUGUACGAGGAUUUAGAUUUGAUAUUAUUUCGAGSUAGUUUUGCUGUUUUACGUUCUCUUCUGGACUACCGGCAAUUACCACAAGAGCUGACAAUGGCAUUGAACGCGGAGAUCUGGGUYGUACUGUCUAAAAUUCAUAUAUGGAGUGCAAGUUUAUUAAGUGAAGAAGUCCUGGUGUUCGAGUACCUGGAUGGUUUAGUUUGGUCGGCGUUCUUUGAAGUCCCCAAAUCGCGUGACUCCAGGGCCUUGCACUUAGAAGCCCUAUACCAAGCAGUGGACCAAAUCAUGGACAUUAGUCUCUACAUUACAUUGACCAGCGGAAUUCCACCGGAGAAUCAAAGUCACAUCAAAGAUACMAUCAUAGAGACUGCUACUGUAGUUACGUCAACAGCCGCCGAAAGCACAGCCACUGUUGGCAUAGAAACCGCUGCUAUGGCGAUGGGCCAAGCAGCGGCUGGGGUUGCACUGUCGGUUCUAGUUGACGUGGGAAUAACGGCGGGAAUGGUGACCCGCGCCAAAAUCCGUCGCGACAAAGGUCUUAUAUCUCAAAAGGAAUUUCAGAAGACAGUUCGGUAUAAACUUUGUGACUCCAGCUGUCAAUUCAUCGGGGGUACCGCAGGGACGAUUGUCGGGCAGGUCCUGAUUCCAGUCCCUGUGGUUGGGGCAAUCGUUGGGGGGUUCUGUGGAAGCUUGUUGGGAGCAGGGGUUAGCAAAGGGAUAAUUAAAACGUCGGAAAUCAUUUCCAAAUCUCAGGCGGCAAAGUUAAAAGCGAUCACGGAAAAAUAGAAUGGGCAUUUUUUUAGGAAAACUUCGCAAAUAGAUGAUCAUUUUGAAAUCUAGGGCAGCAAUUUAACAAAACCAAUUACAGAAAAAAAUGUGGGCAUUUUGUAGGAAAACUUCGCAAAGACAAAGAAAUGUCGAAGAUCAUUUCAAAAUCUAAGGCGGUAAAGUUGAAAGCAAACACAGAAAAAUAGAAUGGACAUUUUUUAGGAAAACCUCGCGAAGAGAUUAGCAAAAUGUCAAAGAUCAUUUCGAAAUCUAGGGCGGCAAAGACUAAAGCAAUUGGGAUAAAAUUCGAUGGAUAUUUUGUGGACAGCCUCGCAAAAAGAUUAGCGAAACAUCGAAGAUCAUUUCGAAAUCUAGGGCGGUAAAGAUUAAAGCAAUAAGAGAAAAAAUUAAUGGAUAUUAUGUGGACAGCAUCGGAAGGAAAUAGGACUUAAAU
Messenger RNA from Exaiptasia diaphana, 1985 nucleotides. RefSeq lists its product as uncharacterized. The record is from RefSeq and is a predicted model, not a curated record. Bases 236 to 1549 code for a protein of 437 amino acids. The transcript has a single exon. Lineage: Eukaryota; Metazoa; Cnidaria; Anthozoa; Actiniaria; Aiptasiidae.